Molecule: messenger RNA, 597 nt
Organism: Dermacentor andersoni
Lineage: Eukaryota; Metazoa; Arthropoda; Arachnida; Ixodida; Ixodidae
Source: RefSeq, a predicted model, not a curated record
AUGGGACUGUUCUUCAAGUGCCUUCCUCAGCAAACAUUGUGUCGCAAGGGGGAACGUUGCACCGGCGGAAAGCUGAGCAAGGAGCGGCUCACAGUCAUGCAUGCCUUCCGCAUACCAGGCCACACCAGUGAUACCUUGCCUGACUGCGCUCGAAAUGAAGGUGAAGACUGCCUCCAAAUGGAGAGCGAUGAAGCAAGGCUAGUGCUUUCUGCACUCCAAGCACACAACACAGCUGCUGACCUCAGUGAAUUUGCGGCUGCCGAUGAUAACCUCUGCGUGUGCAGGGAAGACACCCUGGACGACUUGGUGGCUGAGGUGCUGCCAGCACAGUACAGCAGCGAAAGUGAAGAGGAAUCAGAAGAGCAAUCCUCUGUGACAGCAGCACAGGCCUUCCACUACCUUGCCGAGGUCCGCAAAUUUCUGACUGUAGAAGAAAAUUCUCAAGAACAACUGGCUGCUCUUAAUGGAAUAGAGAACUUUGUUCUUAAUGCACAUGCUAGGUUCCAGGACUGCUCUGUUGCAGAAAAGGAGCCACCAGUGCUCAGUCUUCCCAGGUGGCACCCCUCCAAAAAACUGACUGCAGCCAACGCUGCUUAG